GUGACUUAGCAUCAUGUUCUGAAAUGGUUAAGUACUGUUUCACAUCUUCAGCUGCCUCUUCAGAAAUCACAGGUGGUGAUCUUUUAGGUCUGAGUGGAAGCUUGGACCCAUCAUGUGGAAACCAAGGGGAAGCUGAAGCCUGAUUAACUUCGUCAGUGCCACAGGAAGAAACAAGAGACAGAAGGAAAAAGCACUUUGGAUGCCCGCUGUAAUUCACAGAGAUCUCCACGGUAGGAGCGGGACGUCAGCUUCUGCGGCUAAAAUCUCGUGACUGAAGCAGCACAGAUCAGAAAGAAUGAUUUACCAGCAGCUGCAGACUACAUAAUGAAAAAUAACAAAAGUGCCCAUGCGCGAGGCUGUGCAACUAACCACCCGACGACUGCGGGGAGGAGGAGUAAGAGUCGGCUAAGCGGCGCCCAGUGUCCUACUGCGCCUGUGCGCCGGUGGCGUGCGCAGAGGCCUCUGGGUAGGUGGCUCAACCCCGCCUCUCAGUUGAGGACUCUGAAGGCUUUUUCUGUGGCGCUACCCCUGCGAGGAUGGCUACCCUGGUUGUAAACAAGCUUGGAGCGGGAGUAGACAGUGGCCGGCAGGGCAGCCGGGGGACAGCUGUAGUGAAGGUGCUAGAGUGUGGAGUUUGUGAAGACGUCUUUUCUUUGCAAGGAGACAAAGUUCCCCGUCUUUUGCUUUGUGGCCAUACCGUCUGUCAUGACUGUCUCACUCGCUUACCUCUUCAUGGAAGAGCAAUCCGUUGCCCAUUUGAUCGACAAGUAACAGACCUAGGUGAUUCAGGUGUCUGGGGAUUGAAAAAAAAUUUUGCUUUAUUGGAGCUUUUGGAACGACUGCAGAAUGGGCCUAUUGGUCAGUAUGGAGCUGCAGAAGAAUCCAUUGGGAUAUCUGGAGAGAGCAUCAUUCGUUGUGAUGAAGAUGAAGCUCACCUUGCCUCUGUAUAUUGCACUGUGUGUGCAACUCAUUUGUGCUCUGAGUGUUCUCAAGUUACUCAUUCUACAAAGACAUUAGCAAAGCACAGGCGAGUUCCUCUAGCUGAUAAACCUCAUGAGAAAACCAUGUGCUCUCAGCACCAGGUGCAUGCCAUUGAGUUUGUUUGCUUGGAAGAAGGUUGUCAAACUAGCCCACUCAUGUGCUGUGUCUGCAAAGAAUAUGGAAAACACCAAGGUCACAAGCAUUCAGUAUUGGAACCAGAAGCUAAUCAGAUCCGAGCAUCAAUUUUAGAUAUGGCUCACUGCAUACGGACCUUCACAGAGGAAAUCUCAGAUUAUUCCAGAAAAUUAGUUGGAAUUGUGCAACACAUUGAAGGAGGAGAACAAAUCGUGGAAGAUGGAAUUGGAAUGGCUCACACAGAACAUGUACCAGGGACUGCAGAGAAUGCCCGGUCAUGUAUUCGAGCUUAUUUUUAUGAUCUACAUGAAACUCUGUGUCGUCAAGAAGAAAUGGCUCUAAGUGUUGUUGAUGCUCAUGUUCGUGAAAAAUUGAUUUGGCUCAGGCAGCAACAAGAAGAUAUGACUAUUCUGUUGUCAGAGGUUUCUGCAGCCUGCCUCCACUGUGAAAAGACUUUGCAGCAGGAUGAUUGUAGAGUUGUCUUGGCAAAACAGGAAAUUACAAGGUUACUGGAAACAUUGCAGAAACAGCAGCAGCAGUUUACAGAAGUUGCAGAUCACAUUCAGUUGGAUGCCAGCAUCCCUGUCACUUUUACAAAGGAUAAUCGAGUUCACAUUGGACCAAAAAUGGAAAUUCGGGUCGUUACGUUAGGAUUGGAUGGUGCUGGAAAAACUACUAUCUUGUUUAAGUUAAAACAGGAUGAAUUCAUGCAGCCCAUUCCAACAAUUGGUUUUAACGUGGAAACUGUAGAAUAUAAAAAUCUAAAAUUCACUAUUUGGGAUGUAGGUGGAAAACACAAAUUAAGACCAUUGUGGAAACAUUAUUACCUCAAUACUCAAGCUGUUGUGUUUGUUGUAGAUAGCAGUCAUAGAGACAGAAUUAGUGAAGCACACAGCGAACUUGCAAAGUUGUUAACGGAAAAAGAACUCCGAGAUGCUCUGCUCCUGAUUUUUGCUAACAAACAGGAUGUUGCUGGAGCACUGUCAGUAGAAGAAAUCACUGAACUACUCAGUCUCCAUAAAUUAUGCUGUGGCCGUAGCUGGUAUAUUCAGGGCUGUGAUGCUCGAAGUGUUUUUCAGAUAAUAUGUGACCAAUAUACUGGGAAAGAGGUAGUCACAGAGAAAGGGUAAAAGGUCAUGCUGUUACAGGUGUAGUUUGUGUGCAUAAAUAAUACUUCCGAAUUAAAUUAUUUAAUAUUUGACUGAUUUCAAUAACUGUGAAAAAUAAAAAAGGUGUUGUAUUGCUUGUGAGAACUUGAACUGUUUACUAGUUAAUUGAAGAAAAAGUGUAACACUAAGGUGAACUUGCUUCCCUUUUCACUAAUUUUGCUAAACUUUGUAAUGCACAUUCUUAGCAUAUAACUGAACACAAUUUAAAAAUUGUGCCUGAUUAUAAUGUAUGUAUAAUGGUAGGUGUUUGUGUGUGAUUCAUUUUUAAAGAAAUAUUUUUCUCAAGCUCCUGUUACUAUUUGUGGUUGUAUUAUUUCACUAAUCAUUAGUUAAGACUGUGCUAGUCUUCCCUGGGAAACUAAGAAGAGAGCUUUUUUAUAUACAGUAUAUUAGAAUUUUCCUAGUAGCUGAAUUUCUGUAUUAGGUCUAAAUAUUACUGUAUGUUAUAUAAAGCAGGUAUGUCAAGUGUAUAGCCGUAGUCUAUAAUUCAGGAAUGCUUUAUAACCAUCAGAAGCCAUUAUUUGCACUACAUAUAUGAUAAGUAUAGACAGCAAUAAAAUGUUAAGAUCAUU
Messenger RNA from Pan troglodytes (chimpanzee), 2857 nucleotides. It is a transcript of the gene TRIM23, whose product is annotated as tripartite motif containing 23. Gene Ontology annotation, molecular function: GTPase activity; zinc ion binding; GTP binding. The record is from RefSeq and is a predicted model, not a curated record. The transcript is spliced from 15 exons. Lineage: Eukaryota; Metazoa; Chordata; Mammalia; Primates; Hominidae. Bases 537 to 2246 code for a protein of 569 amino acids.